Messenger RNA from Schistosoma mattheei, 2919 nucleotides. NCBI's taxonomy places the organism in Eukaryota, Metazoa, Platyhelminthes, Trematoda, Strigeidida, Schistosomatidae. The record is from the annotation of a GenBank genome assembly.
AUGUACAGUGGUCUGUUUCGUUGUGAACUUCCUGAUCCAGCUCGAUUACAUGGUCUAGUUGAACGAGCAGGUGCUCUUGUGAGAAAAUCAAAAUCCUAUUCGAAUACUUUCGGGAAUUCAACUGUUUGGGUAGAUUGUCUGAACGCUCAUCGAGCGGAAGCAGCUUGGCGUUUAGGCGACUGGGAAACUCUACAGGAAACUACUAACAUGAACCUCUUUGAAUGUUCUUGGUCGGUUGGACUAGGUCGGCUAUUUUUAGCAAUGAAAGAUAAGCGAACAUCUGAUUGGUCAAAAAUCUUAGCCCGUUUAAGAAUAGAUCAAGUGACUGAACUCGGCGCUGCUGCACUUGAAGGUCCUGGUGGUUAUAUACGUGCUUAUGAUACAAUAGUCCGUUUAAGCUCUUUAUCUGACAUCGAAUUGAUAAGUUCUUUAGGUGAUGUUAUCAUGAAUGAAAUUCGAAAUCCAACAAAUUCUCGAUCAUCGGAAAAUAAACUUUCAAAUAUCGUUGAGACAUCUUUAAAAUUAUUAGAAACUCGAAUACGUGUUAGUCGACCAACUUUUCAUACUUUAGAACCGGUUUUAGCUAUUCAACAUGCAGCUUUACAACUUGUCACUUCAGCUCUAAGCUCAUUGAACAGCGAUGCAUAUCAAAUAUCUAAUCGAGAAGUAUUGAAUUCUACAAUAUUGAGACUACGUACUGCUUUAGGUUAUAAUUGGUUAGAACGUGCUAAACUAGCUAGAAAAUCUGGACAAUUUAUGGCAGCUUAUACUUGUGUUCUUCGUGCUGAAGAUUUUGGAAUUCCAGAUGCUCUACUUGAAAGGGCUAAACUAUUAUGGCAGACUGAUAAAAGAGAAGCUGCUCAAGCAUGUUUGGAUAAGGGUAUACCAGACGUUUUUGGUUGUAGUAUUUUCAAUGUCCGUAACAAACAAUCCAAUGAAAAUAUUGAAGUUUCUACAGAAUAUAGAACUAUUUCUGCACAACAGGCUUUACUUCUACGCACGCGUUAUUGUGAAGAAACGAACAGAUAUGAUUUUGAAACUACCGGAAAACUCUAUGAACAAGUUUGUGGUUUUAAUUCCGGUUAUGAAGAGGCUCAUUUUCGUCUUGCACGUUAUGUUGACCGGGCUCGGACUGAGGCAGUUGGCUGUAAACAACAAAAUGCACUAAUCAAAGUAGCUUUGAAACAAUACGGUUUAGCUUUAAGUUAUGGCAGUCAAUUUAUUUAUCAGUCAAUGCCAAGAUUAUUAACAUUAUGGUUGGAUUAUGGUCAAGAUUCUGUUCGUAAUUUUCAUGAAUUAAAUAAGCCUCAAAAACAUACUGAAGAAAAUAAUCUACAUUCAGAACAAAAGGUCUUCACUGAAGUUCAAGAGCUUAUGCGUAUUAAUUGUCAGCGAAUUCCUGUUUAUCAGUUUUACACUGCUCUUAGUCAACUGUUAUCGCGUGUGUGCCAUGAAAUUCCAGCUGUAGUUACUACGUUAAUCGAACUAGUAGUCCGCAUUUUUGAAGCUUAUCCGUUACAGACCAUGUGGUUUUUGAUUCCACUGAAUGACUCUACUGUCCGCCAACGAAGAGAUCGUUGUCAGCAAAUUUUCAACAUGAUUAAAACAAAACAAUCGCACUUGUCGAAAUUUAUUGCUGAUUCUAUCUCCUUAUGCAAUCAUCUGAAAACAGUAUGUGGAUUAUUCAUGACGGCUGACCGACGCGAACUUCGUAAUUUUAGUUUACGUCAAACUGUGCGUCCAAUUACACGUCUUAUUGAAAGCAGUGAAUUCUCACGUAUCCUUAUACCAAUUCAUCGUCAACUAGUCCCCAAUCAUUUACUACCCAACGCUACUUCUGAACAAAUCGCUCGUCAUUGGCCAUUUGCUGAACAACCAGAUAGAUUAACCGAAGAAAAUGACGUGGUUGGAUCAGAUGGUAGGGAGUAUAUUAUUGUUGCCAAACCUAAUGAUGAUCUUCGUAAAGAUUCUCGAUUGAUGGAAUUAAAUGGAAUGAUCAAUAAAUUUUUAGUUAUCAAUGAAAAUACUCGACGACGUGCCUUGCAAAUUCGUACUUAUGCGGUAAUUCCUUUAAGUGAAAAAGGUGGAUUAAUUGAAUGGGUUCGUAAUACACAGCCAUUUCGAUCUAUCAUCACACGUCUCCGUGUAGCACCUUUGCUUGAAGAUCCUUUAUCAGUGAAACGUGAUAAAUACUUGAACAAAUGGUUACCUAUGUUCCCACUUGUCUUCUAUAAUUGGUUUCUAAGCACGUUUAGCAAUCCAAGUUCCUGGUAUUCAGGACGGGAAUGUUAUGCACGUACUUGUGCAGUUAUGAGCAUGGUUGGUUAUGUUCUCGGUCUUGGUGAUAGACAUACAGAGAAUAUAUUGUUCGACUCUAUAUCUGGUGAUCUUGUUCAUGUUGAUUUUUCGUGUGUAUUCAAUAAUGGUCUUACUUUACCUUGGCCUGAACGUGUUCCAUUCCGUUUAACUCGCAAUAUGGUUCAUGCUAUGGGUCCAACAGGUUAUGAAGGUACAUUCAGACGUUGUUCAGAAGCAGUUAUGCGUUUACUACGUCACGAAAUCGAUCCACUUUUGGCAGUGUUCCGUCCAAUUUAUUUUGAUGCUGUUGUUGAACAAACUGGAAACGUACGAAGUAAUGUAUUGCCUGGUGGUGAAAGUACUGGACGAACUCGCCGCGGUGGUUCUACAUCAGAUGGAAACGCAUCAUCCGACUUGGACUUGACAGAACGUGCAACCAGGGCAGCUACAGAAAAAUUAGCACGUAUGGAAGAUCGUCUUAAGGGUAAAAUUACAGAACAUGAUGGAUUCAGCCAGAUUUUACCUAUGUCUGUUGAAGGACAAGUGGAUACUUUAAUUAAAGAAGCUACCGAUGUUGAUCGACUCUGUCAAAUGUAUAAAGGAUGGAUGCCAUUCUUAUAA